AUGAGUACUUCUCAUUCUAGUCCUUCUAAUCCUGACAAAGAAAAAGCUGAUGAAACAAGACCUUUAUGGAAGUAUGUUACAAAAAUAAAGAGUUUUAGUGGUAAUGGAGGAGGAAAUUUUGAAAUAAAAUGUAAUCUUUGUGACAUUGUUUUUAAUGGAUCAUAUACUACAUUAAGAUCACAUUUGUUGAAGAUUUCGGGAAAGGGAGUUAGAUCUUGUGUGAAGAUAACAACCGCAAAACUUAUAGAAUUGAAGAAGAUGGACAAUGAAGCUAAAUCUAAGGAGGAGAAGUCUAAACGAAAAUUUGUCUCUUUGCCUCCUAAUUCUAGUGAAGGUCAAAAUAUUGUUGGUGCUAAUCCAAAAAAAGAAAGAAAUGCAUCAACAAUAGAAGGUUCUUUUAAUACGCAAGCUAGAGAAACACUCGAUUCUGAAAUUACUAGGAUGUUUUACUUUGCCGGACUACCAUUUCAUUUAGCAAGAAAUCCUCAUUUUAGGAGGGCAUUAUCCAUUGCUGCUAACAGUAGUAUUCCUGGUUACCAACCUCCUGGUUAUAAUAAAUUAAGAACAACAUUGCUUAUAAAAGAGAGGCAACACGUGGAGAAUUUAUUGCAACCAAUUAAAAAUUCAUGGAACCAAAAGGGUGUGACAAUUGUUAGUGAUGGAUGGAGUGACCCACAAAGAAGACCUCUUAUUAAUUUCAUGGUUGUCACAGAGAGUGGUCCUAUGUUUUUAAAGGCAAUAGAUUGUUCAAAUGGGAUAAAAGAUAAGGAAUUCAUUGCAAAAAAAAUGAGGGAGGUCAUCAUGGAGGUCGGACCUUCAAAUGUCGUGCAAAUAGUGACAGACAAUGCAACAGUUUGUAAGGCAGCUGGUUUAAUAAUUGAGGCUGAGUUUCCUUCUAUUUUUUGGACUCCGUGUGUUGUCCACACAUUAAAUCUUGCUUUCAAAAAUAUUUGUGCAGCUAAGGAUAUUGAAAGAAACAAUGAUGUUUACAAAGAGUGUUCAUGGAUCACAAAAAUUGCAGAAGAUGCAAUUUUUAUAAAAAAGUUUGUAAUGUGUCAUUCCAUGAGAUUAUCGAUUUUUAUUUCAUUCAAUUCCUUAAAAUUUCUCUCUAUCGCUCCAACAAGAUUUGCCUAUACUACUGUAAUGCUCAGAAGGUUUAAAUUAUUGAAGAGAGAUCUUCAUAAUAUGGUGAUUAGUGAGCAAUGGUUUUCUUAUAAAAAAUAUGAUGUUGAAAAGGCUAAAUUUGUGAAGGAAACUUUGUUAGAUGAUAAUUGGUGGGAUCGGGUUAAUUAUAUUAUUUCUUUCACUAGUCCUAUCUAUGAUGUUCUUAGAAGAACUGAUACAGAAGCUUCAUGUCUCCACCUAAUAUAUGAAAUGUGGGAUUCAAUGAUUGAAGAAGUGAGGAAGGCUAUAUAUAAAUAUGAAAGAAAGGCGGAAAAUGAACAAUCAACCUUUCAUGAGAUUGUGCACUCGAUAUUGAUUUCUCGUUGGACAAAGAGUAGCAGACCUCUUCAUUGUUUAGCUCAUUCCUUAAAUCCAAGUGAAGAUCCUAAUCGAGUUUGUCCACAUCAAGAUAAGGAGCUCACUCAUGAAAGAGGAAAAUGCUUUAAAAGGCUUUUUCCUGAUGCCGAUGAAAGGAGGAAAGUGAAUGUAGAGUUUGUCAACUUCUCAGAUGGAAGAGAAGGUUUUGCUGACAUUGAUUCAUUAAAUGAUAUGGGUUUAAUGGAUCCAAAAACUUGGUGGCUAGUUCAUGGCGUUCAUGCUCCAAUACUUCAAAAGGUUGCCCUUAAGCUACUUACGCAACUGUGUUCAUCUUCUUGUAGUGAAAGGAAUUGGAGUACAUAUUCAUUUAUACAUUCACUAAAGAGAAACAAGAUGGCACCACAAAGGGCAGAAGAUUUAGUAUUUGUUCAUAGCAACCUUCGAUUGCUUUCAAGGAAUAGUCCACAAUAUAAGCAAGAGGAAACUAAAAUGUGGGAUAUUGCCGGAGACAAUUUUGGAUCACUUGAUGAUUGCAGAAUUCUUGAAGUUGCUAAUCUUUCUUUAGAUGAACCUGAGUUAGAGAAUGAAUUUUCAAUGAUGGUGAUCAAUUAG
Messenger RNA from Vicia villosa (hairy vetch), 2094 nucleotides. RefSeq lists its product as uncharacterized. Gene Ontology annotation, molecular function: protein dimerization activity. The record is from RefSeq and is a predicted model, not a curated record. The coding region runs from base 1 to 2094 and encodes 697 amino acids. Lineage: Eukaryota; Viridiplantae; Streptophyta; Magnoliopsida; Fabales; Fabaceae. The transcript is spliced from 2 exons.